Molecule: messenger RNA, 4089 nt
Organism: Rhododendron vialii
Lineage: Eukaryota; Viridiplantae; Streptophyta; Magnoliopsida; Ericales; Ericaceae
Product: multiple C2 domain and transmembrane region protein 6
Exons: 1
Coding region: 737-3823 (1028 amino acids)
Source: RefSeq, a predicted model, not a curated record
AAAUUCUCAUUUUCUGAAACCUUUUCCUCAAGUUUCCACUUCAUUGAUUGAAUUCUGGUGAGAGCGAUCAUCAUCAUUCAUUCCUUUCCCUCCUUCCAUAAUUCCAUGUCCCUUUCUUCUGCUUCACCAACACCACAUCAUCUCUCCCGCUCCCUCCCCCCACCCACUAAGUCCUGAAAAUUUUCAGGGUCCGGUGGGUAUCACAUCGUAUCAGUUCAGCGCAUUCGGACCGUCCAUUUCUGUUUUAAACAGUUCAAAUUUGAAGGAAAAAAAAGAAGAGAAAAAGAGGAGAGCGAGUGAUAGGAUGAGAGGAUAGAGAGUUUUAAUUUGGCUGUCCAACACAGUGACUUUUGGAUGGCUCGAAUGGGCUUCUUAGGCACCACGUGGCCGUGAUACCCAUGUAGAGCAGUUCAACACAUUUUUGGACAGUUCAAAUGAACUUCUCGGACACCACGUGAGUACGGCUACCCACCGGACACUCUCUCUCCAACAUACUGUCAUACUUUCUGUCUUCUUACUCCAAAAUAACCCAUCUCAUCCUCAGCCUACUAUUCCCUUCCCUUUCCCUCCUCAUCUUCUUCUCCACCAUUUCUGUCUUUUUCUUUUAGUAAUUCCAAUCCCCACUCUCUCUCUCUCUCUCUCUCUCUCUCUCUCUCACACACACACACACACCAAAUUCCAUUCAAACCAAAGCACCACGGGAGUCACUGCCGACGGACCACAGGCCGCCCAACAAAUGGCCAAACUAGUAGUCGAAGUCCUGGACGCAAGCGAUCUGAUGCCCAAAGAUGGACAAGGCUCCUCAAGCCCUUUCGUGGAAGUGGACUUCGACCAACAGCGACAAAGAACCCAGACGAAGCCCAAAGAUCUCAACCCCCAGUGGAACCAGUCCCUCGUUUUCAGCAUCGCCGACCCCUCCCAACUCCCCAACAAGACCCUCGACGUCGUCGUCUACAACGACCGGAAGGGCGUCGACGGCCACCACAAGAACUUCCUCGGCCGCGUCCGCAUCUCGGGCUCGUCCGUCCCUCCGUCCAAGUCCCAGGCCGCGGUCCAGCGGUACCCGUUGGACAAGCGCGGCCUGUUUUCGCACAUCAAGGGCGACAUCGCUCUCAAGAUAUACGUGGUCGAGGGGCCGCAGAACCAGUUCGGCCCGCAAUCGGAGGCCCAGAACGGGAAUAAAUUCGAGAACAGAGAGGCGCCGUCCCUGUUUGAAGAAAACAAUGCCAAGAAAGUUGAUGAGCGUGACGAGUACAAGGCUUAUGAGGAUGAGUACAAGGCUUACGAGGACGAGAACAAGAAACAGAAGAGCAAAAAGAAGGAAAAAGAAGUGAGGACUUUUCACUCCGUUGGAACCGGUCCCGCGCCCGCUCCCGCGCCUGCUCCGCCGCCUGCACAGGCGGCGGAUCCGGUGCCGCGAACUGAUUACGCUCAGGCAGGCGGGGGCGGGCCGGGGCUCGCAUUUCAAAUGCAGGGUCCGGGGAUGAGACCAGAACUCGGGUUGACGGAGACGAGGCCGCCGCUGGCGGCACGGAUGGGGUACCGGACCGGCGACAAGAUAGCGAGCACUUACGACAUGGUUGAAAAGAUGUAUUACUUGUAUGUGAGCGUUGUGAAGGCUAGAGAUCUUCCUGUGAUGGACAUAGUAUCAGGGAGUUUAGACCCUUAUGUGGAAGUGAAGGUUGGGAAUUACAAAGGACGCACCAAGCACUUGGAGAAAAACCAGAGCCCUGUUUGGAACAAGAUUUUCGCAUUUCCUAAAGAGAUUUUGCAGUCCAAUGUGAUUGAAGUAACCGUGAAGGAUAAGGACAUCGGGAAAGACGAUUACGUGGGCAGCGUCUUCUUCGAUUUAACCGAUAUCCCUAUCCGGGUUCCGCCGGAUAGUCCCUUGGCUCCCCAGUGGUAUAAACUGGAGAACAGAAAGGGAGAAAGAGUUCACAGGGGAGAGAUCAUGCUGGCUGUUUGGAUGGGCACUCAGGCCGACGAGGCCUUCUCGGAGGCCUGGCAUUCUGAUGCCCACGACAUCAGCCAGCAGAGCCUCGCCAACACGAGGUCGAAAGUGUAUUUCUCUCCCAAGCUUUAUUACCUCCGCGUUCAUGUUAUCGCGGCUCAGGAUCUUGUCCCGGGUGAUAAGAGUCGCAUGCCGGAUCCUGUUGUUAAGGUGCAUCUUGGACACCAGCUCCGGGUGACCCGGCCUUCUAGGGUCCGGCAUGUGAACACGGAGUGGGAUGAGGAGCUUAUGUUCGUCGCUUCCGAGCCUUUUGAUGAGUUCAUGGUUAUUAGUGUGGAGGACCGGAUUGGACCGGGGAAGGACGAGGUUUUGGGGAGGUUGAUUGUGCCGGUAAGGGAGAUACCGCAUAGGAUGGACACCAUAGGGCAGAGGAUGGACACUGCGAAGAUCCCGGAGGCCAGGUGGUUCAACCUACUUAAGCCUUCUGCGGGGGACGAAUUACAGGGGGAGAAGAAGAAGGAAGCCAAGUUCUCGAGCAAAAUUUACCUUCGCCUGUGGCUGGAUGGCGGUUACCAUGUGUUGGAUGAGUCCACCCACUUCAGCAGCGAUCUGCAGCCGUCCUCGAAGCAUUUGAGGAAGGCCAGCAUUGGGAUCCUCGAGCUCGGGAUACUUAGUGCCCGGAACCUCUUGCCAAUGAAGAGCGGCGGGAUGACAGACGCUUACUGUGUUGCCAAGUAUGGGAAUAAGUGGGUUCGAACCCGAACGCUUCUUAACACACUCCAUCCGCGGUGGAACGAGCAAUACACUUGGGAAGUUUACGACCCGUGUACGGUGAUCACGAUUGGUGUUUUCGACAAUUGGCACAUUAACGGGGGUAGAGAAGACGGGAGAGAUCAGAGGAUCGGGAAGGUGCGGGUUCGGCUAUCGACUUUGGAGAUUGAUCGGAUUUAUACCCAUUUUUAUCCGUUGUUGGUCCUUACACCGUCGGGUUUGAAGAAACACGGGGAGCUUCACUUGGCGCUUCGGUUCACUUGCACGGCUUGGGUUAACAUGGUGGCGCAAUACAGCAAGCCGUUGCUUCCGAAAAUGCAUUAUGUCCAGCCGAUACCUAUUAGGCACAUCGACUGGCUUCGUCACCAGGCAAUGCAGAUAGUGGCGGCUAGGCUGGCUAGGGCCGAGCCGCCACUCAGACGAGAGAUCGUCGAGUACAUGCUCGACGUGGAUAUCCACAUGUGGAGCCUCAGGCGGAGCAAGGCCACUUUCCAACGCAUAAUGUCCCUCCUGUCCGGGCUCUUUGCCGUUUGUCGAUGGUUCAAUGAUGUCUGCAUGUGGAGAAACCCGAUCACCACGUGCCUUGUUCACGUCCUGUUUUUGAUCCUGGUCUGCUACCCGGAACUGAUCCUGCCCACCAUUUUCCUCUACCUGUUUGUGAUCGGGUUGUGGAACUACCGGUUCAGGCCGAGGACCCCGCCUCACAUGGAUGCAAGGAUGUCACAAGCAGAGAAUGCUCACCCCGAUGAGCUCGACGAGGAGUUUGAUACCUUCCCCACAUCUCGGCAACCAGAUUUGGUGAGGAUGAGAUACGAUCGGUUGAGGAGCGUGUCAGGGAGGAUUCAGACGGUGGUCGGGGAUCUGGCAACACAAGGGGAAAGAGCUCUGGCAAUACUUAACUGGAGGGAUCCGAGGGCAACGGCUAUCGUCAUCAUCAUCUCGUUGAGCUUGGCUGUGUUCCUAUAUGUGACUCCAUUCCAGGUCGUUGCUGUGCUAAUCGGGCUGUACUUGCUUCGACACCCGAGGUUCCGAAGCAAGAUGCCUUCGGUACCUGUGAAUUUCUUCAAGAGAUUGCCAGCCAAAUCAGAUAUGCUUCUAUGACAUGGAAAUUAGUAUCAACCCUUUAUAGAUAAGUAUAUUAUUUUUGUGUAAAUCAGAGAGAUGGGUUUCAAGCAAAUAAGACCAGUAAGAUUAUAGCAGCCUAUGGAACAUAAGGGAAAGCAUUAAGAAUGUGCAUUUUUUUUUUUCCCCAAAUAAGCCCUCAACAUCCUGUGUAUUGUUCAAUUAUAUGCAUUGUAGAGACCACUCCUUUUGACUGUUCAUUCCAAAUUUUCUGAAAUGAUUCAUGAGAUGAGAGUUUCCUCGGU